Molecule: messenger RNA, 2242 nt
Organism: Pyrus x bretschneideri (Chinese white pear)
Lineage: Eukaryota; Viridiplantae; Streptophyta; Magnoliopsida; Rosales; Rosaceae
Product: pentatricopeptide repeat-containing protein At2g20540-like
Biological process (GO): RNA modification
Molecular function (GO): protein binding; RNA binding
Source: RefSeq, a predicted model, not a curated record
ACAUCACACCAAGAAUAUGCCCCGUGGCCUCACUUCUGCCUGACAUGUUUCAACGGUCACCACACAUUCUCCACAGCCCUCUCCUCCUCAAAUUCCUUCACUUUCCCGCUACCCAAACAACCCCUUUCAGCACGCUCUCCUCCCUCUUCAGCCUCUGCACCGAACCUAGAAAGCUCCAGCAAAUCCACGCGAGGUUCGUCCUUCACGGCCUGCACCAAAACCCAACACUCUCUUCCCAACUCAUCGACCGCUAUGCCAACCUUGGCCUCCUCGGUCGUUCCGAACAGGUCUUCAACUCUGUCACCGACCCAAGUCCGAUUCUUUACGACGCAAUCAUUAGAAAGCUGUCGGAGUUUGGUCAGUUCGAGAAAACCCUUUUGGUUUACAAUGAUAUGGUCAUGAAAUCAAUUUACCCAGAUCGAAAUACUUACCCUUUUGUUUUGAAAUCGUGUUCGCAUGCUAGAAUUGGGGGAAAGAUUCAUGGGCAUGUGGUGAAAUUGGGCUUUGAUUCGUAUGAUUUGGUGGGUGCUGCUUUGGUUGAUGUGUAUGGAAAUUAUGGUGGAUUUGGGAAUGCAGGAGAGGUGGUUGAUGAAAUGUCUGUUUGGGAGGGUGGUUUGGAUUUUUCGAUUUCUGAGGCUUCACGAAGUGGGAAAGCAAUGGAGAAACUUGAGCCUGAAUCGGUUAAUUCAGUUACUGUGAUUAACUUGCUGAGAUCAAGUGUGGAUUUGAACUCACUGAAGGCGGGAAAGGCUGUUCAUUGUGUGGUGGUUGUGAGAAAUUUGUGUGAGGAUUUGUCUGUGAAUACUGCAUUGUUGUCUAUGUAUGCCAAGUUGGGUGAUUUGAAAUAUGCAGAAUUGUUGUUUGGAAAAAUGCCUGACAAGGACUCUGUUGUUUGGAAUAUAAUGAUCUCAGCUUAUGCUCGAAAUCGGCAUCCUAAGGAAUCACUUGAGCUAUUGAGAUGCAUGGGAAGAUCAGGGGUUAGAGCUGAUUUAUUUACUGCAAUCCCUGCAAUUUCGUCAAUUGCGCAGUUAAGAGCUACUGAUUGGGGCAAGCAAAUGCAUGCUCAUGUGAUAAGAAAUGGUUCAGAUUAUCAAGUUUCUAUUCACAAUUCUCUAAUUGACAUGUACUGUGCUUGUGAUGAUCUGAAUUCGGCACAAAAGAUUUUUGACUUGGUGCCGAACAAGACUGUGGUUUCAUGGAGUGCAAUGAUCAAAGGAUAUGUAACCCAUGAUCGGAGUCUUGAUGCGCUUUCUCUCUUCUCCAAGAUGAAAGCUGAUGGAUUAGUUGUUGAUUUCAUUACAGUUAUUAACAUCUUGCCUGCUUGUGUGAACCUUGGGGCACUAGAGAAUGUAAAGUACCUUCAUGGGUACUCGAUGAAACUCAGCCUUAACUCGCUUUCAUCUGUUAAUACAGCGUUUCUAGUUAGCUAUGCGAAAUGUGGAUGCAUAGAGAUGGCCCGGAAGCUUUUUGACGAAGAAAACAUCAACACUAAAGAUGUAAUCACAUGGAAUUCUAUGAUUAGCGCUUAUGCUAAGCAUGGAGACUGGUCUCGUUCAUUCGAGUUGUACCACCAAAUGAAGAAAUCGAGCUUGAAACCAGAUCAAGUAACCUUUCUCGGAGUACUGACAGCCUGUGUAAAUGCAGGUCUUGUUCAGGAAGGAAAGGAAUGUUUCAAGGAGAUGGUUGAAAAAUACGAUUGCCAACCAAGCCAUGAACACUAUGCUUGCAUGGUGGAUCUGCUAGGGCGUGCCGGGCAUGUCAACGAAGCCAGAGAGCUAGUAAAAUCUAUGCCUUUCAGACCGGAUGCUCGGGUUUGGGGGCCUUUGUUGAGCGCGUGCAAGUUGCAUUCGGAGACUGGAGUUGCAGAGUUCGCUGCUGAGAAGCUUAUAACUAUGGAACCGAAAAAUCCCGGAAAUUAUAUAUUGCUUGCCAACAUAUAUGCUGCAGAUGGAAAGUGGGAUAGAGUUGCUAAGUUGAGGAGUUCCCUCAGAAACUUAGGCCUGAAGAAAACUCCCGGAUUGAGCUGGGUAGAGAUAAACGGACUUCAACAUGAAUUCCGAGUAGCGGACCGUUCUCAUCCGAGGUCCGACGGUAUAUAUGCCAUAUUAAGAAACCUGGAGUGGGAAAUCAAGGAUGCAAGAGACAGAGAUAGCGUAUAGAAACGGUCAUAAAUUCCGAUUUGUACAUUGGAUUUGGAGGAACAUUUUAGCCUUCACUUCAAUUCUUAAACACAUUUAGGUUU